AUGAAAGUCCCAGCAAGAAUUCAAAUAAAAGCCAAGAGAAAAUCCAAGAAAAAUCCAAGAGAAAGUCCAAGACCAAAAGAAAAAGUUUUAGCGACAAAAGCUCCAAGAACUAUGAUUUUGGCAAUGCUAAAAUUACAACUAAAAAAAGAAGAAUCGAGAAUUCAAUCGAAAGCUCAAGAAAAAGUCCAAGCAAAAUCCCAAAAAAUCUGA
This is a messenger RNA of Racocetra persica, 210 nucleotides long. NCBI's taxonomy places the organism in Eukaryota, Fungi, Glomeromycota, Glomeromycetes, Diversisporales, Gigasporaceae. The record is from the annotation of a GenBank genome assembly.